AGCCGUCUGGUCGUCUCAGUUAGUCAGGGUUGGUGCACCAAAAGCCGUGAUCGGUCACGUCUCCUCAACCCAACGUGUAUGGCCAGAUACCCACCCGAGACGUCAUCCACAUCGACGCGGCAUGAGUGAGGAAAGAAGCAAGAUCUCGCUCCGGGCUGGUCCCAAGCGAAAGUCGCGCCCGGUCAUCAGCGCCCCGAGGCAGGUCACCUCGCCCCUGCCCGGCAAUGUCGGCCCUCCUCGAAGUCGGACCGGCCUCCCGGGAGCUGGCGGCGUCGCGCCCCCGCGUCCGCCAAUUGCCGGCGGCAAGACGUCGGAUCUUGUGAAACGUCGCUUCUCGACUCGGUUUAACGACCUUCCGACCGAUGGGUUCGCGCCCCCCGUGCCGGCCCUGCCUUCGUUCAACCAAUAUGAGGCCUCGAGCAGGGACAGGGAAAGAAGAGCGGCACCGCCCUCGCGAGGCACCGGAGGGGGAGGGUCCGCGCCCGUGGUGGACACCAAGGCGCUGCGCGACCCGAAGCUCAUGGCCGACCAGUACGUGGCCCAGAUACUCAGCGAUGCGACCGAGGACGAGAUCCGCGACUUUGAAGAGUCGCUGCGCAGCCUCAAGAGCCGGGCGGCGACGGACCUGCAGCAGAACGUGUACCAGAACCGCACGCAGUUCAUCAAGAUCAGCAAGGAGGCCGAGAAGCUCAAGGGCGAGAUGCGGGCGCUCAAGAACCUCAUGUCGGAGCUCAGCGCCAACACCACGGCUCUGCGGUCGGCGUCGUCCCGUGGCGACGCCGGCGGGGCGGGCGAGGCGGUGAGCCUGGGUGCAGGCGGCGUCUCGGGGUCGCUCAGCAAGCGGGACAAGCGCAGCUCGGUGGCGGACCGGACGGCGCUGUGGAACUCGCAGAUGCAGGCGCUGUACAAGCACGUCGAAGGGUCGCAGAAGUUCCUGCCCAACUCGUCCGGGCGCCACGUGGUGCAGAACGCGGGCCACUGGAUCGAGUUGGACAGCGCGACGUACAAGUCGCGGCGGGCGAUGCAGAUCUUCCUCCUCAACGACCACUUCCUCAUCGCGUCGCGCAAGAAGAAGAGGGCUGAGGGCUCCGACUUCCGGGAGCCGCAGGUCAAGCUGGUGGCGGACCGCUGCUGGCCGCUGCUCGACAUCGAGGUCGUCGACAUGGCCGGGUCGGGUGAGGCGUCGAGCGGGCGGACCAAGCUGGCGGACGCCAUAAUGGUGCGCGGAGUCGGGCAGGAGACGGUCAUUUACCGAACUGAAAAGGCGGGCGACACGGAGAAGGGGUCGCUGAUGCUCAAUAUGCGCAAGGCGGUAGAGGAGCUGCGGCGGGGGCUGCAGUCCGAGAUGGACGCCAACAACAAAGCCAAGGAGACCAUCAACUACUUUGCGUCGCGCGACCCGGGGCUGCUGCAGAAGACGGCGCUGCUCGAGACGCUAUCGGACAUCAAGGACAUGCUGAUCGAGGUGGACGGCAAGCAGCAGAACCUGCGCUGGGUCGAGGGCCAGAUGGACGAGUUGGACAUCGAGAUUGCGCUGCAGCGGUUCGAGCCAUCCGUGGUGCGGGUCGAAAAGCUCAAGGGCCUCGCCAAGAGCCUCAAGAACAACGCCAUCGCGCAGGACUUUAUCGAGUUCAAGGUGGAGGAGCGCAGUUCGAAGCUUGGAGCACUCAUCACGCGCGAGCUGGUGGAGAUGCAUGAGAACCAGCGCAAGGCCAAGCGGAAUGUGGGCUGGCUGACCAGGCUCGGGUACGAGGAUGGGGCGCGCGAGGCCUAUCUCGAGGCGCGGAGCAACAUUAUACAGAAGCGUUCACGGCAAUGCAUUUUUCAGGGUGAUCUGCACCGGUACAUCUGGGAGGUCUCGUUCGUGUACUUCACCAUCAUCAAGAACACGGUGGCGUGCUUCCAAGGCUGCUUCCCGCCGCCGAUGAUGAGCGCGUGCGUCAAGUGGGCUAAGGAGGCGGUGGACGCCUUCAACGCGACCCUGGCGCGGCAGCUCAGCGGCACGGAGCGGGACGGUGAGGUGUGGCAGUCCUGCAUGGAGCGGGCCAAGGACCACGCCGACAUGCUUUCCGAGGUCGGGCUGGACUUUAGGAAUCUGGUCGGGCGCGAGGUGCCCAGCGGAGGCGCGGCCAACGGAUCUUCUACCGGCACUCCUGUGCUCGGCCUCGGCCUGAGCUGAACACCAGGCGCCGCCGUAUACAGUCGCGGAGAUGUAGUGUAUUUACUCGCACCCAGAGUUUUGUUAUUUUGCGCGUGUGGCAGCUGGGUGGCAGGAUGGCCUCGGCUCAGUUAUUUCUCUCAUUUCCUAGCAGCGUCUCGAGCACGCCAUGCUUUGGGACACUUUUCAGAUACCUCCAUGUAGACAGGGCAUGCGCCUGGGUCCCUGCGUAAUCCCUAUCCCUUAUUGCUUGGGCCGUCAGGGUCCAUGUUGGGUACCUACACCUACCACCUGGUAGCGGUAUAUCGAGCUUGACAUCUGGAUGCGUGUGGUGGAGGCGGCUGCAGUGCACGUACCCCG
Molecule: messenger RNA, 2518 nt
Organism: Gaeumannomyces tritici R3-111a-1
Lineage: Eukaryota; Fungi; Ascomycota; Sordariomycetes; Magnaporthales; Magnaporthaceae
Product: exocyst complex component EXO84
Exons: 3
Coding region: 122-2179 (685 amino acids)
Biological process (GO): Golgi to plasma membrane transport; intracellular protein localization; exocytosis
Cellular component (GO): exocyst
Source: RefSeq, a predicted model, not a curated record